This is a messenger RNA of Olea europaea var. sylvestris, 1462 nucleotides long. RefSeq names its product ribonuclease 3-like protein 2. NCBI's taxonomy places the organism in Eukaryota, Viridiplantae, Streptophyta, Magnoliopsida, Lamiales, Oleaceae. Bases 102 to 1298 code for a protein of 398 amino acids. The record is from RefSeq and is a predicted model, not a curated record. Gene Ontology annotation, molecular function: RNA binding; ribonuclease III activity. The transcript is spliced from 4 exons. Gene Ontology annotation, cellular component: cytoplasm; nucleus. Gene Ontology annotation, biological process: siRNA processing.
AACCGUAGAGAGGAAGCCCUGCCUUUCCUAGUGCUUGUGAACCUCAUACAGUGUCUCUGUGUCAAACACAAUCAUUACUCCGGGAAGCACAAAAUUUGAACAUGGAAUCAGCGGUGCAUUAUACAUACACCCUCCCGCCGGAGGACGAUCUAGAAAUUAAGAGCAUGGCGGACUCGGUGAGGGCUGUGGAGAAGCUGUUGAAUUACAAUUUCACGGACAAGAAGCUUUUGGAGGAGGCCUUGACUCACUCCUCCUACACUGGGUCAGCUUCCUAUCAGCGGCUAGAAUUCGUCGGAGAUGCAGCUCUGGGUUUAGCCAUCACGAAUUACAUGUUUUUGGCAUACCCGGACGCCGACCAGGGCAAGUUAUCCCUCGUGCGCGCCGCCAAUAUUAGUACCGAGAAGCUCGCCCGAGUAGCCAUCCGCCACGGCCUGUACAAAUAUGUACGUCACAAUGCUACCGCCCUUGAUGAGAAGGUGCACGUACCCAAGAAUUGUUCAUUGGAGCUGCAUUAUCAAUUGCUUAUUGGGGAUCCGAGCCAACUUUUCCAUUUUGAAGUCUACCAAAGUCGAGUCCUUUUCAUGGUUAUGCUUCAGGUAAUGGAAUUUGCAAUAGCGAUACAAGAAGAGGAGGAUGCAGAGGUGCAUGGAGGAUUAUUGAAAGCACCAAAAGUUCUAGCAGACAUUGUGGAGUCUGUGGCAGCUGCUGUAUACGUUGACUGCAACUUCAAUUUGAAGGAUAUGUGGUUGGUCAUUAGAGACCUCUUGGAGCCUAUUGUCACAAUUGGUAUGCUUGAACAACAACCACAACCAGUGACAAUGCUUUUUGAGUUGUGCCAAAAGGAUGGAAAGCAAGUUGACAUAAGACAUUGGAGAAAAGGAGAGAGAAAUGUUGCAAGCGUCUAUGUUGAUGGACAUUUUGUUGCUUCAGCUUCUGCCGAGCAAAAAGAAAAUGCAAAGCUUCAUGCAGCGAAGGCUGCUUUGCAGAAGUUGUCAUACAAAUCCAGUGACAUGAUGGGGCCCGACAUCUUCAGCGAACUCAAUGGGGAUAUGGAGAUUGAAGGAGCAAAACAAAAGCUCCAUGAGUUAUGUGGCAAGAAAAAGUGGCCACGACCAGAUUACAAAGUUGAUAGAGAGGUUGGUCGAUCUCAUGAGAAGAGAUACAUAUGCUCCGUUCAAAUCGAAAUCGAUGAAAGUGUACUCUUAUCAACAGGGAACGAAAAGACACGGAUAAGAGAUGCAGAGAACUCUGCAGCUUCUGCAAUGCUUCAUGGUCUACGAGAAUCUAAGUACCUUUGAUGAUUUCUCCUAUUGUUUUUAUAGAAUUGUCAACAUUUUCUCCAUUUGAAUUCGGUGACCAAUAAUGCAUCAUCAUUUCAUUCCAAAUGCAUUAUGCUGUUAAAGCAACAGAUUUUGCUUGCAUUUCAAAACUUCAGUAUAUUAUGUUUUUGUAUUUCUUGACA